CCAAGCCAGCCGGACGGAGACAGCCAAGCCCCAGCUCGGAGCCUCCCUGCCCUCUUCUGCGAUUUGCGACGGCGGAACCGUUCAGCCUAAGAGGCAGGUGCCGAGGAUGCGCCUCGGCACACCGGCUUUUCUUACCGGCUCUUCGCCUCGUCUAGGGAAACGGCCCGGGGGCUUAGCGCUGCGCUGACGGGGUGGGUGGGGAUCGUUGUUUUGUCAUUCUCCGAUUGCCUAGAAGGGAAAGGCGGGCCAUCGAGCGAGCGUUUGGGAACGAGGGGGGAGGCAAAGGCGAGACCCGGCGACUUGGUUGCGUAUCUCGAGCGGUGCGUGGGAGAGAGAGAAGCGGGUUUACCCGGGGAGGUCUUCCGAAGUUUAAAAUCGGCCUGAAAGUCACGUCGAGCUUCUCUUCUCUACUUUGCAAGACGGGGCUGUUUACCAACCAGCGGCAGAAAGCAUUUUCUUUUCGCUUGGCCAGGAGCCUGUGCCCUGGAUGAAUUGCCCUCCCCGCCGCUUCUGGUCUGGGGCCAUUUGCUCCCAGCCCCCCCAAAAGGAGAUAUAAUCCUUCUGCUAUCUUGGUUGGCCAGACAGGGCCUUUUCCUUCCACGUCGGGGCUUUGCUCCCGGCUCACCGGGGCACUUGUUGCAGCUCCUCGUUGGGGUUUGGGUGGCCUUGAGGAGACUUCCUUUCCUCCCCCCAAAAUAACGGCGGCCGUUCAACCGAGGUCCAUCUCACUAGCUCCCUCAGGGCACAGCAGGUGCAGGGCCUCUCUCUGCUCCCCCCCCACACCUCCUGCUUCUGGGCCAGAAGGAAAAGGGUUAUCAGAAGCACUUCUGGCCCACCUAACCUAAUCUAUGAUCAGCUCGGUGUGUGUCUCAUCUUACCGUGGGCGCAAAUCAGGGAACAAGCCACCCUCCAAAACAUGCCUGAAGGAAGAGAUGGGCAAAGGAGAAGAGUCCGACAAGAUCACGAUCAACGUGGGGGGCACCCGGCAUGAGACCUACAAGAGCACUUUGCGCACCCUGCCUGGCACCCGCCUGGCCUGGCUGGCGGAUCCCGAUGCCCAAAGCAAUUUUGACUUUGAUGGGAAAAGCAAUGAGUUUUUCUUUGACCGCCACCCAGGCAUUUUCUCUUAUGUCUUGAACUACUACCGCACAGGUAAACUACACUGCCCGGCGGACAUCUGUGGGCCCCUCUUUGAAGAGGAGCUGACUUACUGGGGCAUUGACGAGACUGAUGUGGAGCCUUGCUGCUGGAUGACUUACAGGCAGCACAGAGAUGCGGAGGAAGCCCUGGAUAUCUUCGAGAGCCCUGAGCCUGGCAGUGGGCUGACUGGGGAAGAGAUGGAAGAUGAAGGGGCCCGGGAAAUGACCCUUCAACACCUGGGCAUGGAGGAUAGGCCUCCUGGGGCCUCAGGAGGAGGAGGAUGUGGCUGUUGUCGGAAUUGGCAGCCAAAGAUGUGGGCACUUUUUGAGGAUCCCUAUUCAUCAAAGGCAGCCCGGAUCAUUGCCUUUGCUUCACUUUUUUUUAUUCUGGUAUCCAUCACAACUUUUUGUCUGGAGACACAUGAAGCCUUCAUCAUAGACACCAAUGUGACUGAGACCCUAGUAGUGGGCAACACAACUGAGAUUGUUGUGAUGAAAAAGAUGGAGACAGAGCCUAUUCUCACUUGUAUUGAAGGAGUUUGUGUGCUGUGGUUCACUCUAGAGUUUCUGGUGCGCAUUGUUUGCUGCCCGGAUAAAUUGAUCUUCAUUAAGAACCUUCUUAACAUCAUUGACUUUGUAGCCAUUCUACCCUUCUACUUAGAGGUGGGACUCAGUGGCCUAUCAUCCAAAGCUGCACGAGAUGUGCUGGGCUUCCUGAGGGUAGUUCGUUUUGUCAGAAUCCUCCGGAUCUUCAAGCUGACCCGCCAUUUUGUGGGACUUCGGGUGUUGGGCCAUACACUCCGGGCCAGUACUAAUGAAUUCCUCCUUCUCAUCAUCUUCUUGGCUCUAGGAGUUUUAAUUUUUGCUACCAUGAUCUAUUAUGCCGAAAGGAUUGGUGCCAAGCCAUCUGAUCCUAGUGGUAGUGACCAUACCCACUUUAAGAAUAUUCCCAUUGGAUUUUGGUGGGCAGUGGUAACCAUGACAACUUUGGGUUAUGGAGACAUGUAUCCAAAAACCUGGUCAGGUAUGUUGGUGGGAGCUCUUUGUGCCCUGGCUGGUGUUCUUACCAUUGCUAUGCCUGUUCCAGUGAUUGUUAACAACUUUGGAAUGUAUUACUCAUUGGCCAUGGCGAAGCAAAAGCUCCCAAAGAAGAAAAAGAAGCACAUACCCCGUCCAGCACCACUUGACUCUCCAACGUUCUGCAAAUCGGAGGACAACUCGCCUCACAACAGUAUUCAGAGUUACAACAGUCCUCUAACAGCAGCAACAGCAGCUGGGGUGAUGGAGAGGAAAAGAUCAGACACCAAGCAGAAUGGAGAUGCCAAUGUGGUCCUGUCAGAUGAAGAUCAACCUCUUUCGUCACCCCAAGAGGAGAAGCAACUCAUGAGGGGCUCAAGUACCAGGGACAAAAACAAGAAAGCAGCAACCUGUUUUCUCCUGAGCACUGGAGAUUUCUCUUGUGCUUCUGAUGGUGGCAUCCGGAAAGAUCUCUUCUUUCAGUAAAACAUGGACAUGAUGAAAGGAACUGAGGGCUGGUUCACUUUUAUAGCACUUACUUUGCCUGUCUGUGGGUAUGUAUGAAGCAUUUGUGUACUCCGUUGUGUAUAAAAAGUACACUGUACUGCUAUGGCUAAAUAGCAUAUUGUUUUUAUGCCAGAUAGGAUUGUCAAGGUUCCGACUGACGAACCCAACCAUGCCAGCUCUAGAGACAAUCAGAUCUCUUUAAGCAUAAUUUUAUUGAGUACAUCAUUUCAGCAUGCAUGAAGCAAAAUCAACUCUUUACUAGUUCCUGCGGUUUUCACCUAAUUAAACAAUGACUUCUUUCCCCCCCUCCCUCAACCAGGUCAUAUUGUCCAAAUAGGUGUUCUGGUGUCAUUAUGGCAACUCCUUCAGGCCCUUGCCAAACAUCUGUUGAGAUGGCCUUGGUUCCCAUGGGAUGGUUUCUUGUUGUCUGGGCUGGCAUUCCAAACCUCCCCCAUUAGUCUGUGGCAAGCUGAGAAACGAAAAGAUGGCUGCAACAGCAGGGCACACUUUGAAGUUUGACAAGGGUCUUCUAUGUAUUUUGAACUGGUUGACUAUUCCUGUUUUAUACACUUUCCCCGCCCCCCAUCCAUCUAUUACAAGCUGCUCUACUAACUUGAAAUUUUAUGAUCUCAGAUCAGUGUUCCUACCAGUUCGGCCCGGUUCCCUGGUUGCCGCAGUCGUCUCUGCCAUCUUGUUUUUUAAUUCUGUGCAUGCACAGAAAAAUUUCUAUUGAAUUGCGCAUGCACACAAACAAAUCGGCAGUAAUGCGGCUAGAACCCACCUCUGUCUUAGAGGCUAGGUUAGUGCUUUGAUUGCCAGGAACUGAAAGUUCAGAUUACUGGGAAAUGACCUGAUAUACCUAUUUCAUCAUUAAUCCCCCCUCCCCGCCCCCAAGAUUUGCCCUUUAUUAGCAGUGUGAGAUUUUAGAAGCAAGAUUAGAGUUGCAUAGAUUUUCUCUUUCAUAGAGAUGUUCCAGUCAGCUCAAGACAGCUGUACUUAGCUUGUGCCUUGUAUAAGUAAAACAGCUAUUAGAGAUUAAACACUUCUCCUUAGAACUAAUGUGCUUUUUAACUGAGGCACUUCCAGCUGCAAGCCAGAGUGAUUGAUCAUUGAGUGAUGUAGUGUUGUCAUGCAUAUGUGAAUCAGUUGGAGUGAUUUCUAAUCAUAAUGUGGCUAUAAUAAAUAAAACUACUGAAGAUACUGUGCAAUAAUAUGAAACUCUGGAGGUUUCAGUCCCCCUUCAACUGGCUUUGCUAUUUUUUUCCUCAAGUCUAACAGCAGUUGUUUAACAGGACGAAGUUUAACCACUAAAUUUUUUCCCAAGAAGGAACUCUAGUUCUGGAGAGAGGAGAAUUCAUUCGGCCCCUUGAGGCAUAUUGUUCCAUCAGGAAAAAUUUCAGUUCAGAGCAUUGCCUUCUCAUAAGAGAUCAGCAAUGGAUGGGAAAAGAGUUAUCUGUUAAUGUGUUCCUUUUAAGUUCAAAGAAGAGGCUGGCCUGCCAAUUAAAGCUAUGAAUUAAAAAUGCACUUAUUUAAUUAUCAGCCGGAUUUUCCUAAACUUAGACAUGCCACUCCCUUUGUCUACACCCAUUUUUUAACUGGUAAUAUAAGAAUAAUCUGCUUUCUCCUUUUCCAAACUGAGUAUAAAUAUAUAUCCUCAUAUUACAGCUAUUUGUUCAGUGAUUGCUGAAAGUUACAACGGCACUGGUAAAAAAUGACUUAUGACAGCUCCUCACAUUUAUGACAAUCGCACAUCUCAUAGUCACAGGUUCAGAAUUCAGGCACUUGGCAACUGAUAUGUAUUUAUGAUCGUUGUAGCAUCCCAGGGUGCUACAUCAUCAUUUGCAAGCUUUCCAGCUGGCUCCUGACAAGUAAAAGCAAUGGUGAAAUCCAGAUACACUUAAUAACCGCAUGAUUGACUUAGUAGCUGCAGCAAUUUGUUUAAUAACCAUGGCAAAAAGGCCAUAAAAUCAGGUGCAACUCACAACCAUCCUGCUUAGCAAUGGAAAUUCUUGCCCCAAUUGUGGUCAUAAGUUGAGAAAUACCUGAGUAGCUUGGGUUACAGUUUCUCCAAAAGGAAAGGAUAUUUUCAGGGACCAAUUAGUCCUGGUGAUGCAGUGGUUAGAAUACAGUAUUGCAGGCUAACUCUGCCCACUGCCAGGAGUUUGAUCCUGACCUGUUUGAUCCUGGCUGUAUUUGGUAUUUCUGUAACCUAAAUUGCUGAAGGCUGUGUUAUAAGUCUUUUUGCUGUUUUUUACUUCAUUGAUACUGAAAUGUUUUGAGAUUGCGUGAAUUAAUUAUUCCCUCUUUAUUAAGCCUCAAGAAUGGCAUUCUUACUAUAUCUUUGAUUUAAUUUCCAAUGUCCUAAACUUUUAUUAAACUAAUGGUAAAGUAAAUGGUCCACUAUGUAGAUUUAAUGUGUUAGCCAGAAACAGAUGUGUUCCAGAACAAUAUUUGUACAGUCAAAAAUGUGUGUGUAUGUGGCGGAGGGGGGGGUCACCUUUCUUUUUGUGAGCAGAUGCUACCUUGUGGUGAUCUGAUGAUCCUUCUGAAAAUGAAAAUGCUCUUUGUGUAGUUAGUCAGAUAUAGUACUCUCCGUUCCCACUGUGCUUUUGUCUUAUUCUUCUCGGUCAGCCAAGCCACCCUAUGUGCAUCUGGGCAUUUUUGGAGGCCUUUAGAAAGCUGAAUGAAUCAUCACUGCUCUUCCCUUUGAAGCAGCUUUGGAACCUCCAGAAGAAAGAUCCCAUUUUUCUCAUUUCAUGUCGCUACAAAAAAGUUUAUUUUAAAUCCAUUCAAGUCCCAGUAGUCAAUGGGAAGCAAAAGGUAUUUAAUAGUGUGUCAAUGCCAGAUCUAUUCAAUCAAAACUAACCCCAAGGCAAACUUUGGUCAUGAGACAGAACUGAAAAGGGGGAUUGGUUGGAGUUUAUUUUAUUGCCUGCUUGUAAUCUUUUACUGUGAAAGAAUCUGAAAAUGCUUGUUUUUUCAGGACUCUUGAAUCCUCAGUGACUGUCACUAGAAGCUGGGAUUGGCUCAAGAAAUGUUCCUGUUAAAAAUGUAUACAAGGAGAAUGUAAGCUGGAAGGACCUAUCAAUUUGCUGUAAUCCUGCUUGCUGUGUAUUCAAUAUAUAAAAAUGUAUCUGAGACAUCCAGGGUUACUCCAUACUAUCAAUGUCAAGAUGGGCUGUCAACCAGUACAAGCAUUUGGAAUGUUUCACAAUCAGCGUUUUAUUGUGUGGACCAACUUGUUGGCCAGCAUUGCUGCUAUUUCACUGUAGAAAUGUGAAUGGUUCCUGGACUUCAUUACAGAUGGACACUGCUAAUCUUAGAUACCUUCCAGCAGACUCCUGCAGAUGCUUCAACAUGUAAGUGCCAACCUAGCAUUGUCUGCAGAUAGUAUUUUGUUUUAGACUCUACUGUGUGUAUUCCUGGCUUCUUCAGUAGGAAAUUCCCUUUCUGUAUAUGAUAUUCAUGGAACUAUUUGGGAAUUUGAAGCCACAAGAUGUUGCAAGGUGAAAGUAGCUUGUGGAUGUAUUUAAGGAAAAAGAAGAACCAUUAGACUGUUUCCCCCUCAGUGCUGUUACUGCAUUCCCAGACAGUAUUUAGAACUAUUAUCUUCUGUGCUGUACACAUGGCUCUUCUUGUCAAACUAUAAAAAAGUCUUAAUAAAAAGAUCUGGGAACUAAAUUACAACUUUGGGUAUUUUUCUGUGGCCUUUUAAAAAAUAACUUGUUUGAUGAACCACCACAACUAGCAUAAGGUUUCACUGGAUUGUCUUGACACUGAAAUGGAUCUUGAUUAUCUACACAAGACCCUUUGCAUUCAUAUCAUAGCCUCUCACACUCUCUAGCAGUCCCUGAGGAAUAGCAAUAGCACUUAGACUUAUAUACCACUUC
Thamnophis sirtalis is the source of this 6553-nucleotide messenger RNA. The record is from RefSeq and is a predicted model, not a curated record. NCBI's taxonomy places the organism in Eukaryota, Metazoa, Chordata, Lepidosauria, Squamata, Natricidae.